Molecule: messenger RNA, 1704 nt
Organism: Impatiens glandulifera
Lineage: Eukaryota; Viridiplantae; Streptophyta; Magnoliopsida; Ericales; Balsaminaceae
Product: tRNA (guanine(26)-N(2))-dimethyltransferase
Exons: 7
Coding region: 73-1359 (428 amino acids)
Biological process (GO): tRNA N2-guanine methylation
Cellular component (GO): nucleus
Molecular function (GO): RNA binding
Source: RefSeq, a predicted model, not a curated record
UCGAUAAGGAAGAACCCCUCCAAAACCCUUUUGUAAUAGAUUGAGAGUUUGGCUUGACCAAAUAAGGGAGCCAUGAACUCUUUCUCUCCUACCGCACUUCUAUCCUCUUUCGUUCCUCGGGGAACUCCUCUUCUUAGUUUCGUAUUCAAAAACCAUAGAAUUAAGCUAAAUCGUUCCUUUCUACUGGGUUUCAUUUGCAAAUCUCAACUUCACACGGAGAGAGGGCUUGAAUUCGACACCGGGGAUUCGUUUUUCCGCGAAGAGAGCGCCACGGGACGUGACCUUGGCGUUCUCGCGGCGUCCUUGUAUAAGAAUUCCAAGGGAUCUCUUCGGAUUCUCGACGCAUUGUGCGGCUGCGGUAUCCGGUCUCUACGGUAUUUGGUUGAGGCCAAGGCAGAUUUCGUGUUGGCAAAUGACGGUAAUGACGAGAACAGAAACGUUAUACUUAAGAAUCUUUCAACAGUUCCCAGAGGUUUCGGAGAUGACAGGAGAUGGUAUGCAACGCAUUUUGACGCUAAUAGGUUAAUGAUGGAACGCUUUCUCCAGAACGAUUACUUUGAUCUCGUUGACGUUGAUUCAUUCGGUAGUGAAUCCACCUUUUUGCGACAUGCUCUCUCCAUUGUCAAAUUUGAUGGUUUGCUUUAUGUUACUUCUACAGACGGGUUCUCUUCCGGUGGCCACCGUCCUCACCAUGUUUUAGAUUCAUAUGGAUCAUACAUAUGUCGAUUGCCAUAUCCAAAUGAGAUUGGUCUAAGAAUGCUUAUAGGUGGGGUGGUGAGAGAAGCUGCUGUAUUAGGUUAUCAUGUAACGCCUCUUUUUUCAAACUAUUCAUUCCAUGGUCCAGUUUUCAGAGUGAUGCUCCGGUUAAACCAUCAGAAGCUUCUAGACAAUAGACACUAUGGCUUCAUAGGCUACUGCAACAAAUGUGGUCACUCACAAACUAUUUCAUGGGAAGAACUUGGACACAUUCAUUGUCCCUGUGGGGAAGCUGAUGUUGCUGUUUCGGGACCUCUUUGGAUAGGACCUCUUCAUGAUAGAGGCUAUGUUAGUGCAAUGUUGGAUCUUGCAGAAAACUGGGGUUGGACAACGGGUGAAAAGGGUACCGGUUUGGGAAAGUUGUUGAAUCAAAUGGUGGAUGAAAGUGACCCUAGGUUAUCAGUGGGAUACAUCAAAUUGGAUAAGAUAGCUAAGCAUGCAAAAGUUAACUCUCCUUCUGUCCAGAUUUUCAUGAGCACCCUGCAAAAGGAGGGUUAUGCAGUUAGCAGAUCGCACAUUGUUUCUAAUGCAGUUAAGACGAACUGUCCCAUGGCCACUUGUGUUAAAAUUGCAAAAGAACUUAGCAAAACCCAUCUUUCAUAGAGACCCACCAUGACCAUUUUAACACUAACAAGCAGUGUUCACAUGAUUAGGAUUUAGGAAGGGAAGGACAGUCAGAGAAAACCACCCCAAUAUGUUUUAGACCAUGGUCACUUUGAAGAUUCUUCUAGUGUUAUUCCUUCAGGCAGACUCUGGCUCACAUGGAAUACAAGACAGGUAUGAGAAAUGGAAGUCGGCAAGAAGGGAAACACUGAAGAGGAUUAUAUAUAUUUUUUGUUAUUGGUCUAAUAAUGUUGUUUUAUUCUCAAUUGAACAAUAUAUUUGGUAUGAACUAACAAUGAUAUUACAUAUUAAUAUAAUUGGAGAAGAUUAGAAAGUUCUCAGUGA